CGAAAAUGAAAACUAAAGAUUUAGACCAAAAUUCUCGUGAAAAUGAACGGAAGGGUUGUUUUUCGGCAAUUCCUAUGCGAUUCGUGUUUGUAUUUAUGGGUUUUUUUGGAUUCAACUUAGUUUACGGCUUUAAAGUGGUGUUAAGUGUAGCGAUCGUAGCGAUGGUCAAAAGCUCGGGCACCACAUCCGAUAAAAGCCAAGAGUGUGUGAUCGUCGGGCCAACCAAUAGCACAAUGGGUCCGCCAACCGGUGAUUUCUCUUGGAAUGCCGAUCAGAAGGCGUCACUUUUGGGCGCAUUCUUCUACGGCUAUAUCUUAACACAACUUCCCGGAGGACUUCUGGCCGAAAGGUUUGGCGCCAAAUGGAUAUUCGGCGCCAGUGUCUUGAUUACAGCCCUGCUAUCGCUCAUCAGUCCUGUGGCGGCCAAUUUGCACUACUCGGCCUUCUUCGCCGUCAGAGUUGGCCAGGGAUUGGCCGAAGGGGUAGUGUUUCCAGUGAUGAACUCAAUGCUGGCUAAAUGGUUGCCCAAAAUGGAGCGAAGUCUGGGCGGAACCAUUGUCUUCACGGGCGCGCAGAUCGGAACCGUCAUAACGGAGCCAUUGGCGGGAGUGCUCUGUAACGGCACAUUCCUCGGCGGUUGGCCCGCCAUCUUCUAUCUGCUGGGAAUUGCGGGUUGUCUUUGGUUUAUAUUAUGGGCUCUCAUAGUGUCUGAGAGUCCAGAAGUACAUCCCUAUAUAUCGGCUAAAGAAUUGCAAUUCAUUAAGACUGGACAGGGAGCGGAAGCCAUUAAGGCAAAGCGAGCGCCGACUCCUUGGAAAAAGAUCGUAACCUCUUUGCCGAUGUGGGCCCUAAUCAUCACUCAUUUCGGACAAAACUGGGGUUUUCUCACUGUUCUCACACUUUUGCCCUCAUAUUUCGAGAAAAUAUUGAAUAUAGACAUUGAACAUAACGGUCUGUACUCAAGCCUGCCGUGGCUUACAUGCGCUCUAAUGAGUUGGAUUGUCAGCACUAUUAGCGAUAGGGUUCGGGCGUCGGGAAAAGUUCCCAUCACUUAUAUUAGGAAAUUCUGCAAUUGUGUCGGGUUUUUUGGUCCGGCUCUAUGUUUGGUGGGAGUGGUGUUUGCCAAAUGCGACCAAACGUGGAACAUUGCGCUGUUUAUAUUGGCCAUGGGUUUGAAUGGGUUUAUAUUUGCUGGAUUCAUGAGCACACACGUCGAUAUGGCGCCCGAAUACGCGGGCACUCUAAUGGGCAUAACCAACAGUUUGGGCAAUUUACCAGGCUUCCUCGCUCCCAUAGUGGCCAACGCGUUCACUAAGUAUAAUCAAACACUGCAGGGCUGGUCGUAUGUGUUUUACUUGACCAGUGCUGUAUAUAUAGGCACAGGACUGGUAUAUCUAUUUUUCGCUUCGGCACAGAAUCAACAAUGGGUUCAAAAUACUACCGACUCUGACGAUGAAAGUCAUUCAGAUAUUGAUCACAAGCAACAGUCUAUUGAUAUUCACCCAAAUGGCAAUCGGGAUAACAAUGCAUUCGUUAAUGAUUGAUAAAUAAUCAUAAAUUAUUUAUGCAGUUUUUUGUAUAACAUUUUUUAUGUACAAUAUUUAAUUAUAC
Molecule: messenger RNA, 1611 nt
Organism: Medioppia subpectinata
Lineage: Eukaryota; Metazoa; Arthropoda; Arachnida; Sarcoptiformes; Oppiidae
Source: the annotation of a GenBank genome assembly